Linum trigynum is the source of this 1443-nucleotide messenger RNA. The record is from the annotation of a GenBank genome assembly. Lineage: Eukaryota; Viridiplantae; Streptophyta; Magnoliopsida; Malpighiales; Linaceae.
AGCUAACAAUCAUCAUCCCCUGUUUCGAGCAUCAAAUCCCCUGUUUCGAGCAUCCAACCACCUCUCUCUCAAUCUGAAGCCUAAAUCCCCUUGUUUUCCACUCUCUCUGUCUCUCUCCCACACCAUCACUUCCAAGUUCCAACUCUCUCAAUCAAUUCAGUAGCCCCAAUCGCCACUUCCUCAUCGACCAGGAAAAAUGUCACCGCCGAUUUCCUUUCACCUUACCUGCGUUCUCAUUCCAUUCCUCCUUGUCGUCCACUUCCCUUUGACCUCGCCACAACUUCUCAAGGGUUGUGGGUUUUCGGCGAUAUACAAUCUCGGUGAUUCCGUGUCCGACACCGGAAAUAACCUCGUUCAGUUUGAUUUCGGUGGAUCCGGCCAGUACCCCUACGGGAUGACCGUCGGGAAGCCAACCGGAAGAUUCUCCGAUGGCCUUCUUCUGAUAGACAGAAUCGCUGAGUCGGCAGGGUUACCACACUGUAACCCUUACCUGAGAAAGGACAUGGACCACUCUAAAGGCGCAAACUUCGCCGUAGCCGGAGUCGGCCUCCUCUCCAAGGCUCAACGGGAUAAAUUCGGCAUACACUUUAACUAUUCGCAAAGUGGCCUGGACGAACAGCUCAAAUGGUUCGUCAACUACUCCAAGGAAGCAUUCCCUAAUGAAUCAGCCCGCAAGGCCAACUUCGAAUCGGCCCUGUUCGUACUAGGCGGAGGGGGAAACGAUUACGGCGGUUUUAAGGUGGGAGUCGAGGAGAAGAAGAAGAUCAUGCCGUAUGUGAUUGGCGUCCUCGAAGAAGGACUAAAGACGGUGAUUCACCAUGGUGCGAGAAGGAUCGUCGCGAUGGGGGUGUACCAAGCAGGGUGCCUACCCGGGUUCAACAAGACGAUACUGGAGCACGAUCAAGGCCCGAUCGUGUGCGACAAGCAAUGGAAUUCGUACCAUGACUUGCACAACAAGCAGGUGCAGAAGCUGGUCCUUGAACUUGGAAAGGAGUUCCCACACGUCCAUCUCGCUUAUGGCGACAUAUGGGACGGAGUCCAAUGGAUGUUCGACAAUUACCGAUCCCUCGGGUUGAAGCACACAAGCUAUGCAAGAUGUUGUGGAACCGAGGAGCACAAAACGUGUGGUGAACCCGGUACCCCCUUCUGCAAGGAUCCGUACCAUUAUAUAUGGUGGGAUAACUUCCAUUUCACAGACCAUGCAUAUCAGCUUAUCGCGAGGAAAGUGAUUCCAUGGAUCUACAGUGUGCCAACUAUAACUCUACAAGCUUCAAAUCGGGUGGAGUUCGUGUUGCUGGAAGCAUCCAUCAGCAGCACCUCUUGUUCUCGUUUGCUGUAAUGAUUGUUAUCUUCCUUUUUGGUGUCAUGGUACUAAUGUAUCGUGGUUAUAUGUACUAAUGGAUCGUGGCUAUAUAUAUACUAACAUAAAUCUGAAAUCUUCGU